Messenger RNA from Myxocyprinus asiaticus (Chinese sucker), 2820 nucleotides. Its product is annotated as growth hormone receptor-like. The record is from RefSeq and is a predicted model, not a curated record. The coding region runs from base 294 to 2033 and encodes 579 amino acids. Gene Ontology annotation, biological process: cytokine-mediated signaling pathway. Gene Ontology annotation, molecular function: protein binding; cytokine receptor activity. The transcript is spliced from 9 exons. Gene Ontology annotation, cellular component: external side of plasma membrane. NCBI's taxonomy places the organism in Eukaryota, Metazoa, Chordata, Actinopteri, Cypriniformes, Catostomidae.
CAGAUGCUGUUGUAGUUCUGUAUAUCACAGAGUGUAUAUCACAGAGCAGCAGAGGUCUUGACAUAGGAUCAGCACAGGGCACGUUUAAGGAAACGCGGCAGGAUCUACGAUAGAUUUAUUAUAAAUAAGAAGAUCUAAGGAAAUUUAACCAUAGUGCGAAUUAUAUCGUACGAUAAACACAAGGUUCCAGGAGGAAUACUUUAAUCUAAGCUCAGGAUCUACGAAUCUGAAACGUACUUUUGGAAAAGAUUUCAUAUUUGUGUAUAUAUUUUGGUCUUCACAGGGACUGUACCAUGGAGACUGUCCUUUUCAUCUGUAUCUUGUUCAUCAAUGCUGUGGCCACACAAACAGUGCAAGGCCACACUACCACUCUACCUCACCUGACUGGCUGCUUUUCUCGAGAACUAAUUACUUUUCAUUGCCAAUGGGAGCCUGGAUCUCUCCAGAACCUCACAGAACCUGGAGAUCUAAGACUUUUCUACAUGUUAGAAAAGGAUUCCAAGAAAAGCGAGAGUAAAUGGACUGAAUGUCCAAGUUACAGCUCCUCGAGGAAAAACGAAUGCUACUUCGAUUCCAGCAAUACCAUUAUAUGGUACCCUUAUGGGAUUCAACUACGUUCACGCUCUCUUGAUAUUGUGUAUGAUGAAAUGUCCUUCAAUGUGGAAGACAUUGUGUUUCCAGACCCACCUGUGGGACUCAACUGGACUCUUUUGAGUAUGGGCUCAUCUGGCUUAAUCUGUGAUGUGGUUGUGAGCUGGGAGCCACCCCCCUCGGCAGCAGAGAAUGUGAAGACAGGAUGGAUAUUGUUGGUGUAUCAGACACAGUACAGAGAAAAGGGUUCAGAACAGUGGAACUCACUAGAGAAUGGUAAAGAAACACAGGCGUAUAUCUAUGGUCUGCGCAGCAACACUGAAUAUGAGGUCAGAGUGAGAUCCAAAAUGAGAGGCUACAAAUUUGGUGACUUCAGUGACUCCAUCUUCUUACUCAUUCCUGACAAAGAAUCAAGAGUUCCUAUUACAGCUGUGCUUAUCUUUGCUGCUGUUGGUAUCGGGAUUAUCUUGAUGUUUGUUGUAGUUUCACGUCAACAAAAGCUAAUGGUGAUUUUCCUUCCACCUGUCCCUGGACCAAAAAUCAAAGGGAUUGACCCAAUGCUUUUACAGAAAGGCCAACUGAGUAAAUUCACAUCAAUCUUAGGCACCCACCCAGGCUUGCGUCCGGAACUGUAUAGCAGUGAUCCAUGGGUCGAGUUUAUAGAGGUGGACAUUGAGGAACCACACGAGAGUCAGGAGGAGCUCCUCAUUGCCAACUCUCCGGUCUCUGACUCCCCUCAAAUGUCAAGUGGUUUCAGGGAUGAUGACUCUGGUCGGGCUAGCUGUUGUGACCCAGACCUGUCAGAUCAUGAUCAAACAGAGAUUCAUCACUUUUCAGUCAGUGGACACGACGGUUUCCACCCUCUGUCUCAUGCUCAUUCUAGUACACCACAGCCUGUGGCUAUUGUUCCACAAGACACGACCUGGACUAACAACCUAUACUCACAGGUCAGUGACGUUACGCAGCGUGGUGAAGUAAUGCUCUCUCCAGAGGACCAAGGAAUGCUUUGCAACACCACCUGUCAUAAUGAGGCUCUUAAAGAUAAUGAGAACAAUAAGAGGAAAGAACUCCAGCGGUUGGUGGUGUUCCCUGAUGAAAGAGACUACACCUCCGCACUUGUUGCCAGUGUAAUCAGCGCCCAACACAGCCAACCUAUAACAGACUAUUCUACCUUCACAGAACAGAGUCAAGAACAACACAGUGCAUUCAGAGAACUUAAAAACAUGAGCACUGAAACAGACACUUCACCUCCGUCCACAGCAUUUCCCAUUCUUGCAAAGCCUACCAGUCCCGAGUACACCAUGGUGGAUGGGGUGGAUUGGAAAAACAGUCUCCUCUUGAAACCAAAUACACAAAUAGCCCCACAAGCAAAAGCAUUGCUAAAGACUUGGCCCACUCCUGAAGGCUACUUGACUCCUGAGUUACUAGACAACCUUAACUAAAAGUGGAGGAGUUUCUCAGAAUGCGUCACAGACUAGGAAUAUGUUUGCUCUUUGUGAGAUAUCUGACACGGUUAGUCAACACCAUACACGAUGUGUGAUCAAUGAGGGCGUGCCAAAUAGUAGCUUGAAACAAUGCCAAUUUGAGCCUCUCAAAUGGACAAGAUGUAACAAAUCUCUUGGCAAGCUAAUAAAUGGUUAUAUAUGGCUUGGAGUAAAUUUUAUUCUCCUGGUGUUGCUUUCAUAAUAACAUGCACAUUGUUUACUGUUUUAAAAAGAUAACAAUUUAGAUUUUAUGCAGCCACAUAGAGAUGUAGGCCUAAAAGCUACAGUACAUUGGUAUGAUUUGGCUUCUUAUAUUACUUAUCCAUAAUGUGGAAUUUUAUCAUCUAUACCAUUGGAAAAUAUGUUUUCCUCGAACUAACCAUUACAUGUCUGUGUAAAAUGCCUACUUUGGAUUAUCUUUCAAUGUCAGUGUUAUAAAGUAAAAUGCCAUGUUGCACAUUUAGAGUUUAAAUCAAGAGGGAUGUCUUAUGUGAACUGUUAACAGGUUUUUGUUCUCACUGCAUUUUUGGUUCUAUGAAAGACUGGACAGGCUUUUGAGAAAAUGCUGUAAAAUAAAUACUGUCAAUUUUCUUAUCAUGACAAGCCAUGACCACUUAGUGAUGUGUUUGGAUCAUGGUUCAUUGUUGUGAAACAUACAUUGUAUAAAAUGGGACGUUAUAAGCUAUAAUGUGUCUUUGUAAUGUACAAGGUAUUUCUAAAUAAACGGCAGCGAUGAACUCUGAAA